This is a messenger RNA of Pogonomyrmex barbatus (red harvester ant), 429 nucleotides long. RefSeq lists its product as uncharacterized. The record is from RefSeq and is a predicted model, not a curated record. Lineage: Eukaryota; Metazoa; Arthropoda; Insecta; Hymenoptera; Formicidae.
AUGUGUAAGAUGUUUACGUUCAACGGCACUUACAAGUGGGUGGACGCGCUACCGUGUCUCGUGUCAGAUUACAAUGUGCGCAAGUAUAGCACUAUCGACUUGCGACCCGUUGACGUAACUCCCGCGAUCGCCAAAAGACUCUUGGACACAGUGUACAGCGCGAUAAAGAUCGCAGGUCCAGCAAAAUUCAAAACCACCGAGGUGUUUAAAAUCAUUAAAAUGCAGCGUACUAAUCUCGUAACCUAUUUGCUUGAGGACUAUCACGGAAAAUUCACUGGAGCGUUCUACGAGCACGAGUUGCAUUGCGCGACUCAUCUGGACGUGUAUCUCGUGGAGACAGUAUUGCGCAGGAAAGGAGACAAGUGGCUGGGAAUCGAUGGAUCACAUAAUUCUUUAUGUCAAGUGGCUAAGAUUCGAUGGAUCGCAUAA